GUUUGGGAUCACCUGACCAGAGCGUGAGCUAGAAAUGGCGUCUACCUUGCUCGCGGGCGAACGGCUAGUUCGCGCUUUGGGUCCUGGCGGAGAACUGGAACGGGAGCAGCUGCCCCGGAAGCUGCGUGUCCAGCUCGAGGCUGCUCUGGGAAAGAAACACGCGGGCCGUGAUAGCGCCACGGGCCCCCGAUGCCUGGUUUCCUUCGGUCUGAUCCGAGAUCUGCAUCAGCACCUGAGAGAAAGAAAUUCCAGGCUGUACCUUCAUGAACUCCUAGAAGGCAGCGAGAUCUAUCUCCCAGAGGUGGUGAAGCCUCCUCGGAAUCCAGAGCUGGUUGCUCGGCUGGAGAAGAUUAAGAUACAGCUAGCCAAUGAGGAAUAUAAGCGGAUCACUCGCAACGUCACUUGUCAGGACGCACAGCGCGGGGGGACUCUCAGUGACCUAGGAAAGCAAGUGAGGUCAGUGAAGGCGCUGGUCAUCACAGUUUUCAACUUCAUUGUCACCGUGGCAGCUGCCUUUGUCUGCACUUACCUAGGAAGCCAGUAUAUCUUCACAGAAAUGGCCUCGAGAGUACUGGCUGCCCUGAUCGUCGCCUCCGUGGUCGGCCUGGCAGAGCUGUACGUCAUGGUGAGGGCGAUGGAAGGCGAACUGGGCGAGCUGUAACUGGUGCUUCACCGUCAAAGCCUGGAAGAAGUCUGGGGAAGCCCAGGCUCUCCAGUGCCCGUCACUGGCUCUCAGUCAACCCGUGACGCUCUUUCUACUCAACUCCAGUUGGUCAAGUUCUUUGUCUGCCAUGAAUUUCCCUGGGGAGGAACAGAGGAGAGUCAGACGUCAUGUUUCUUUAGAACUGAAAGAGCUGGUCUCGGUGACUUCUCACCGGUUCAUUCUGCUCUGCUGAGUCUGGGUUUCUCACCAGAAAU
Molecule: messenger RNA, 918 nt
Organism: Acomys russatus (golden spiny mouse)
Lineage: Eukaryota; Metazoa; Chordata; Mammalia; Rodentia; Muridae
Gene: Vma12
Product: transmembrane protein 199
Exons: 6
Coding region: 35-661 (208 amino acids)
Biological process (GO): vacuolar proton-transporting V-type ATPase complex assembly
Cellular component (GO): endomembrane system
Source: RefSeq, a predicted model, not a curated record